Gracilinanus agilis (Agile Gracile Mouse Opossum) is the source of this 786-nucleotide messenger RNA. It is a transcript of the gene WNT5A, whose product is annotated as Wnt family member 5A. Gene Ontology annotation, cellular component: extracellular region. Gene Ontology annotation, molecular function: cytokine activity; frizzled binding. The coding region runs from base 64 to 786 and encodes 240 amino acids. The transcript has 4 exons. The record is from RefSeq and is a predicted model, not a curated record. NCBI's taxonomy places the organism in Eukaryota, Metazoa, Chordata, Mammalia, Didelphimorphia, Didelphidae. Gene Ontology annotation, biological process: cell fate commitment; neuron differentiation; canonical Wnt signaling pathway.
CAGAAGGCGCUUGGAGUGCUGGUCCAGGGAGGUACUUUGGGAGCGGCGGGCACUGCCACUGCGAUGCCUUCGAAGCUGUCUCUAGUGGCCUUGGCCAUUUUCGUCUCUGUUACCCAAGUUGUGAUAGAGGCCAGCUCGUGGUGGUCAUUAGGCAUGAAUAACCCUGUUCAGAUGUCAGAAGUCUAUAUCAUAGGAGCUCAACCCCUGUGUAGCCAACUGGCAGGACUUUCUCAAGGCCAGAAGAAACUCUGUCAUCUCUAUCAAGACCACAUGCAAUAUAUUGGAGAAGGAGCAAAGACGGGCAUCAAGGAGUGCCAGUACCAAUUCCGACACAGACGCUGGAACUGCAGCACUGUGGAUAACACGUCCGUUUUCGGAAGGGUCAUGCAGAUAGGGAGCCGGGAGACAGCCUUCACUUACGCGGUCAGUGCUGCCGGAGUGGUGAACGCCAUGAGCCGGGCCUGCAGGGAAGGGGAACUGUCCACCUGUGGCUGCAGCCGGGCUGCCCGGCCCAAAGACUUGCCCCGGGACUGGCUCUGGGGAGGUUGCGGGGACAACAUCGAUUACGGGUACCGCUUUGCCAAGGAGUUUGUGGAUGCUCGGGAGAGGGAGAGGAUCCACUCGAAGGGUUCCUACGAGAGUGCCCGCACCCUAAUGAACCUGCACAACAAUGAAGCUGGCAGGAGGCUAGAGACUGACAGCGCUUCCUCCUUUGGAGGGUUUCCUGGAUACCAGCAGCGCUCUUCGGCUGUCCAUCUGUCAUCCUCCUCUGCGGCCGCUCCAUAG